Messenger RNA from Cuculus canorus (common cuckoo), 8300 nucleotides. RefSeq names its product kelch like family member 24 (gene KLHL24). Gene Ontology annotation, molecular function: protein binding. Lineage: Eukaryota; Metazoa; Chordata; Aves; Cuculiformes; Cuculidae. The record is from RefSeq and is a predicted model, not a curated record. The transcript has 8 exons. Bases 529 to 2331 code for a protein of 600 amino acids.
GCUCUCAUCCCGAGGGGCAGCAGGAGAGGGAAUGGUCGCGGGUUGCGGCAGGAGAGGCUCAGACUGGACAUCAGGAAACAUUUCUUCAUUUAAAGAGUUCUCAGGGUCUGGCAGAGGCUGGCCAGGGAGGUGGUGGAGUCCCCGUCCCAGGAGAGAUUUAAAAUCUUGGUAGAUAAGGUGCUCAGGGAUCUGGUUUGGCAGUGGACAGGUACAGCUGGACUUGAUGAUCUCAGAGGUUUUCUCCAACCAAGCGUUUCUUUGAUUUUAUGACACCCUUUGGGACACAGCCAAAAUUCCCUGUGAAACCCCUCAGGCUGGAGCUGUGCCACCGUCCUGGGCCCAGGCAGCCACUGGUCCAGCCAUCCCACGCGAGUGCUGGUGCUGACGUGAGGCAGCGGAGGUCGUGGAAACAGGCCGGAAGGCACCUCCAGAGGCAGCAGGAGAAGCCCAGCUCAGCUUCAGACUAGCACCGUGAAGGAGAAACUCUGCAAGCUUUUCUCAAUGACUCUAUAGCCAACUGAUGUAACAAUGGUACUAAUAUUGGGACGCAGACUGAAUAGAGAGGAUAGUGGGAUACGAGAUUCCCCUGCAACCAAGCGGAAAGUUUUUGAAAUGGACCCAAAAUCAUUGUCAGGCCCUGAGUUUUUCGACUUCUCCUCGGGAUCAUCCCACGCUGAAAGCAUUCUCCAGAUCUUCAAUGAGUUUCGAGACAGCCGGUUGUUCACUGAUGUGAUUAUCUGUGUGGAAGGAAGGGAGUUCCCCUGCCAUCGAGCGGUUCUCUCAGCCUGCAGCAGCUACUUCAGGGCUAUGUUUUGCAAUGAUCACAGAGAAAGCAGAGAGAUGUUGGUGGAGAUCAAUGGCAUUUUUGCUGAAGCUAUGGAUUGCUUUUUACAGUACGUAUACACUGGCAAGGUGAAGAUCACUACGGAGAACGUGCAGUAUCUGUUUGAAACAUCGAGUCUCUUUCAGAUUAGUGUUUUGCGUGAUGCCUGUGCCAAGUUCCUGGAAGAACAGCUGGAUCCUUGCAAUUGUCUGGGAAUCCAGCGCUUUGCAGAUACGCACUCGCUCAAGACACUGUUCACCAAAUGCAGGAAUUUUGCACUGCAGACCUUUGAGGAUGUGUCCCAGCAUGAAGAAUUCCUUGAACUGGGGAAGGAUGAGCUUAUUGAUUACAUUUGCAGUGACGAACUGGUGAUCAGUAAGGAGGAGAUGGUAUUUGAAGCUGUCAUGCGCUGGGUGUACCGGGCAGUUGACUUGCGAAGACCGGUGUUACACGAACUGCUGACGCAUGUCAGGCUCCCCUUGUUACACCCAAACUACUUUGUUCAGACUGUGGAAGUGGACCAGCUGAUUCAGAACUCACCAGAGUGCUAUCAGCUGCUGCAUGAAGCCAGGCGAUACCAUAUCCUUGGAAAUGAGAUGAUGUCUCCCAGAACGAGGCCACGCAGAUCAACUGGUUAUUCUGAGGUAAUAGUCGUUGUUGGAGGCUGUGAACGAGUCGGAGGGUUUAAUUUGCCGUAUACCGAGUGCUACGAUCCCGUAACAGGAGAGUGGAAGUCACUGGCUAAACUUCCAGAGUUCACAAAGUCUGAGUAUGCAGUGUGUGCUCUACGGAAUGAUAUUCUUGUUUCAGGUGGAAGGAUCAAUAGCCGGGAUGUUUGGAUUUAUAACUCACAACUUAACAUUUGGAUCAGAGUUGCCUCCUUAAAUAAAGGCAGAUGGCGUCAUAAAAUGGCUGUUCUUCUUGGUAAAGUCUAUGUUGUUGGAGGGUAUGAUGGGCAAAACCGCCUCAGCAGUGUUGAAUGCUACGAUUCGUUUUCUAAUCGAUGGACAGAGGUGGCUCCCCUUAAAGAAGCCGUGAGCUCCCCAGCAGUCACCAGCUGUGUUGGCAAACUGUUUGUGAUUGGAGGUGGUCCCGACGACAACACGUGUUCUGACAAGGUUCAGUCUUAUGAUCCUGAUACUAAUUCCUGGUUGCUCCGUGCAACUAUCCCUAUCGCAAAAAGAUGUAUUACGGCUGUGUCUUUAAACAAUCUGAUCUACGUGGCCGGUGGUCUCACCAAAGCAAUAUACUGCUAUGAUCCUGUGGAGGACUACUGGAUGCACGUGCAGAAUACGUUCAGCAGACAGGAGAAUUGUGGCAUGUCUGUGUGUAAUGGAAAAAUCUAUAUCCUUGGCGGAAGACGAGAAAACGGUGAAGCCACAGAUACUAUUCUUUGUUAUGACCCUGCCACGGGCAUUAUCACAGGAGUAGCAGCCAUGCCCAGGCCAGUAUCGUAUCAUGGCUGUGUGACAAUUCAUAGAUAUAAUGAAAAAGGCUUUAAACUGUAAUUUUUUUCUUGAAGAAAAAGAAGAUGGCAUGAAUGAAUCCAGUGGUCUGCUGCAAAACAGGCUUUCUAAAGAUUCCUGGAGUGGGAAAAUGCCCUUUCCCUGCCUAAGUGUCGUAUGAAAAUUAUAUCCCGUGCCUUUAGAAAAAGUUUUAAUUUAACUUUUAAAACAAGUCUUCAAAUCUGUCCAAUGACCAGAGUUCAGUUAUUUCUGCUGCGGGCUCUGGCAGGCGAGCAGUAAUAGUACUAGUGUUCAGGAAGUUUUCCCUACGUGCGAUUAGUGAUUAAAACCUUGAAGCUUUCUGGUGAAAGUGCCUUCACAAGCAUUUGUGCCUGUGUCCUGAGAAGCGAUAUCUGCAAGGCGUUUCAGGUUCUGCUAAUUGGAAAAAUACACAGGCAAGUCAGUUGCAAAGAAUGAUCUAUGAUAAUUACCUACCAUUAAAAGAAGCUUAUAUAAUUACAAGUCAUAUGUACAGCAUUCUUACAAGUGGAUUACUUGGCUUACCAAGCAGGCUUUGUGUCACAUCGUGCGUGGUUUGGAAUUUAAAAAAACAUCAAACAAACAUGCUACAUAGGAUAAAUAUCAGAAUGUUGGUGGAAUGUUUUUUUCUGAAGGAGGAACUGGUUGCUGAGUGAGCUGCUGCACCACUCUGCAGUGAGGAUUGUGUACCCUGACGCUAUGGACCUUAUUCAUAGUGUUGCUAAAUGUUUAUCAGAAAUACAAGGCUGUAUGACACAGAAAAGUAGCAACUGCUGGAGUGUAGGCGAGCAUCUGAGGCAAACUUUGAAUCCCAGUUCUUCACUUUUUGAAUAGUGCAGCUGAAGUCUGCCAGUUUGCUCCUUGAUCACAGCAAAGUAUCUCUAAACUAUUCAAGGAGUAAAAAAAUGAUGAACUCUGGAUUCUUCCACUUUUCUGAAUUGUGUUAUAAAUUACCAAACAGUAGAGGCAGGGGCUCAAGUUCCACCCUACAGCCUACAAAUUGAUCUUUGAGAUAUCUCAUCUACAGAGAUGGCAGAUUACCCACUGGGUAAUUCUUGGCCUUUAUUCAGACAAUCACUUGCUCUAGCAUGGUUAAACUACUGUAUAAGCUGCUUGGCCACAGGUAAAGUAGUUCUGGAAAGGUCCCUCCUGUCACUUGAAAAAUAUCUGUGGGCCUGUCCACGUGGCCAUAUGAGGUAACUCCCACAUGCCAUGUUUUGACUAAUUUUGAAACUUAAGAAGCACCUUUUUUGUAAGUCCUCCCUAGAUUUCUGUACUAGGUCUCUCUGUUUCCACUACUCGGAAACGAGACACGAGUUCAUAAACACCAAAAUAGCACUUGAGAGUUGGAUAACAGAUAGGAUUGUGUACCAAUUUCCUGUUAAUCACCAAAGCUCUCAGGAACUGCCUUACAAAGGAAUUCUGAGGACAGCAGCCAGUAGGGAAGUUGGUCAGUGCCAGGGCAGAAAAAGAAACAUAAGGCCUUUGCAGAGACAGCCCUGGCCUCAGGGCUGUGGUCUCCAUGCUUUCUCAGGAGGGUGAAAACAAGCACCAGCUCUGGAACGUCAUUUGUUCCACUACAUUUUCUUCAUCUGUUUUCCCAGAGUAUUUCUUCAUGAGAUGGAAAUUCUGACCCUCAGUGAAGCUGUGCCAAUAAUGGGAGUUAUCAUUGUCAGUAAUGUAUGGUCAUGACUUUUAAAGAGCACUGGAAGCUGCACUUUGAUGCAUUAACUCAUAACCUCAGGAAAGGACACAAUUUUCAGUUUCGGGCUGAAUACCAAACACUGUUUUGUAUAUGUUAAGAAUACUGAUAAAACGCAAAUCUCAGCGAAUCGGUGAUAUAAUUAGGAAGUCAGUCCCUGAGCAUGUAUGUUCACAUUGCCCUAAAAAGGAAGUCCCUCAGUAAUGAAAGACAAAUGAAUCAGAUAAACUAAUCCUUUUCUAAGUUCCUUGUGUUUCUGCUCACCGAGUGUUACUUCGAAAAGGUAGUUCCAGUACCUGUGAAUAAGGUCCAGUGAUAGCAAUGGUGAUUGCCCAGUAACUUAUAUGAUGUACUAACGCUGUAUAUAACUUGUGCCAUCAUUGCAAAUGGAGGUGUCAAAAAUGAUAGGAGCACUUCAUUAGAGAUGCAAUUUGAAGAAUAUUCUCUUUUCCUUUGAAUUCCUCCUUGUUUAUAUUAAGGCUUGUAAUGUUGAUUGUCAUACUAAGCUGUUUUUAAACAUCCUUUAUUCUGUAGGUGUAGAACAAUGUCAUUUAUGUAUAGGUAUCUUUUAACCUGUGUUUAUAAUACUGCACUACUCUGUAAGUAACAAGAUACUGCUUUCUGCGGUUUUAAAGAUUCAUUUUAUAGUUUAGUUGUCUGUUCUUAAUAAUUUCUGUUACUUAUUCUUUCGAAAAUGACAGUGGUUUAUGAACCAGUAAAUGCAGAAAUGUAGAUGUAGAAGAAAACCUCUGCUUACAGUUACUGAGAACAUGUAUUCAGUGCUGAACAGCCACGUGUGGAGCAUUGCUAAAUGGCAGUUAUUCAUCCAACGAUUUCCUGUAAACAAGCAGUGAAUUACAUUUUUCUUUGCUUGUUAACUCUGUAAAUAAUUUGCACUUACGGCCUGCUCUGUAAUAACAAUUAUUUUUAGAUGUAGUAGAAGAGAAAAAUUCACCUUUGCUUUAAUGGAAAUGUACCGUUUUUCCAGAAGGAUGCAUUAAUUUGGAAGUCACAUUCUGAGCCACCUGUUUUCUGAUGCAUUUCACUUGGGUAUAGGUGAUUCCAAAGAUGUAAACUCCUAUGUGAGGUAUAUCUAGCUGCUUGUGGUUUAUGGGCUUGAGCAGCGAGUUGGGUUUUUUGUAUCUGCAAGGAGAGAAAAUUAUUAGUGUCGUUAGUUUAAUCAAAAUAUUUCCAUCAUAACUGGUGAUGAGUUUGGCAGCCCUGAAGCGGAGACAGCGACACAAAGAUGUAACCGGCCUAACCACCUAUGGGAAGACAGUUCAAGUAUCUGCAAAGUCACAUCCAAAUAAUAAACUCUGAAUUGUCCAGUAUUUCCCUCCAGUAAAGAGGUAGUUCCCUUUGAAGUAUUUCACUCUUAAGAAGCAAGGGAAGUAAAUGUUUUCCUUCUCCAUUUUGAUGUCCAUGAGUUACAUCCUUCUGUUUUUAGCGAUAAGAUAUUAACUCUCAAGAAAGUUGAUGCUUCCUUGCAUCGUGGCUUCAAGAAGGUUCUGAGUCAAUGACUUCAGUACCACAUUACAGUGCAGCCUAUGGCCUUUCACUUUUAGAUAGAUGGUGCGUUCUCUCAUUUUGCAGCCAUCAAGCGUGUAACAUCGCCUGGUAAUCCUGCAGUUUUACUGGUAGGCUCCCUUCUUGGUAAUGCUUAAGUAGAUGUAACUUGUGGAAUCUGUUUCAUUUGUCAUACCAUCAACUGAUUCAUUUUACACUAGGUGCCCAGUAUGCGUUUUGAGGACUCGGCACUGUGCUUUCCACUUGAACACUGAGGGUCCAGAAUCGUACUGGUAGUUUUAUAUUUAGUUGGCACCAAUGCAGUUCUCAUCAGAAAUUGCUUUUGUUUCUACUUUCUGAAGCACAGAUAUCUUUAAUGCAGAUUGUGUUGAUAUGGACCCUUAUCAUAAUGUACUCCAGCUCUUUAAAUGGUAUUUUUAAUAGUGCAGAUUUCUCAGAGAGGCUGAUGAUGUAGGGAGAGAAGAUGCUGGCCCUGACAGGGGUUCAGAGGAAGCUUUGGUCACCUGUGCUUUUUGGUCAUUUCUGUUUGAGAGCUAGGACACUGCUGAUGGGCCCAGCUUCUUACUCAAAAUGGUCGAGUUCACAACAUUCUCUUAGGUUAUUACUCAGCUUCUGCUUUUGUUUUGUUUGAGCUACAGGGACAAAGCAAGAAGCAGUCCCACUCCCUCUGACUUCAGGUUUGCCUCCUGCCCAAGGCACAGGAGCUGUCACUCGCAGAGGGUAGGCAGAGCCCCGAACUUGGUCCAGCUCCAAAGAAAGACAAGAGAAACUCGGGGAUGUGGGGGGGAUGGCAGGAGGCCAUGCAGUGCAUUUUGGAUUUAUGCAUUUGGCUGGACUUGCUGAAACCAAGGCAUUCUGGAUGCUCAUAAGUUUGCAAUUCCAGGUGCUGAAACUUGGGUGGUAAAAAUAUUUCACAUUUUCCAACUCAUAUUUGCCAUUUGCCAACUGGACUCGGAUGGAGCAAUAAAGAGGUGUAUAUGGUCUUGGCCUUCUAGUGUCAAUGUUCAAGAAAGCCAAAGGUUCAUUUUUUUCCCAGCCACUCAACUGGGCAAGUAUUUGUGGGUUUUUCCCACCGCUGAAGGUGGUAAAAGCUAAUUCAAGAGCAUUAAGAAACUCGCCAGACUUGAUCACUGUGAGGCAAAGUGAAUGUUUUCAUCCGAAUGUGGUCUCAUGCACACAAAGUACAAUUAAAUGGUUCCUUGUGCCUGGUUAAAAAAAUCUGAGCAAUGUAUGUACAGAAAAGGAGUCUACGAGCUAAGAUGAGAUGUUUAACAGAAAUUUGCUGUCUGGUUGGGGUCCAGCAGUGAUUUGAGGGAUUUUUUUUUAUUUUUAAUGUCUAACACACAAGUUUCCUCAGUCUUGAAUUAUUUUAGGUGGCAUUAAUAAAAAUGGAUCUCUGUCAGAUGAUCCUGCGUGUACUGUGAGCAGUUGCACAGAACGGUAAGCCACCUCCUGCCAACCCCAAACCACACGCGGGAAUCGCAUCUCCUCUGCAUGCUGGCCUUGCGCCAGCUGCCUGCUCUAACUAGCGUUACACAGAAAUCCGUGUUACUCAAAGUACAUGGCCUCGAUAACGUUAUCGUUUAAGAGCUCUACCUACAGAAACAUUUCUUUUUUCCUACUGUAGUGCUCCACUCUACGUUCGUUUGCACAGCUGUGUAUGUGGAUAAUUUUGUGAUCAUUUUCUGAUAAUGCUGUUAUAAGUAAUGCCCCUGUGUACAGCAUGUUGAUAAUGUAAUUAUGGCUUACUUUGUAUUAUUAGUUCCAAAGAAAAUAAUGUGUGUUAAUUUUGCAAAUACCCGUGCUUUGAAUUCACCUAUAUUUUUAUCUAUUGGGAAAAAGAGUUUGGAUUACUUCUCCGGGUUUGUUAUCUUUAUUAGGUUUGGUCUUAACUGUCCAGACUGUUAAUGUCCUUCUAAAAGAAAUAAAUCUUGCCAAUCAUUAACUAGAAUAGUUAAACUUCUUGUUUAGAGUAUACCUAGGAUGCUUCCAUUAUUACAGUGGUUAGAUUUAAUCUAAGGAAACCAGUAUUUGUGUUGUUCCUAUUUUUUUGUUUCCAGCACUCCUUGGUGACAAAGGAUUUGAGUUUAGUCUUUGACUGUCCUUAACAUGUCCGGUUUCUUGGUUUAGUCAGUGGCCUCGACGGUAUUUUUGAACACACUGACUUGUCAGUCGUGACGCUCUUGUUCAAUACACGUAACAUGAAGCAAUAAUAUGGUGCAGCAUGGCAAUAAGCAGAUCGAGAGACUUGAAUGUAACGUACUACUCCCAAUUCCAUCUGCGUAAAUUCUGGACCUGUGAGUCAUUCUCCUUUUGGUGCACCUGUAGCAAUUUGGAGUGAGAUUAAUAGGAGCCAUGGAAAGAGAGUUUACCUCCUGAACUGUUACUCAUAUGAUAUUUUAUCUUCACCUCAAAUCACAUCUUGAUUUUCCUUUUUUUGCUGAGGAAAACAGCAGUUCAUGUUAUUCCUUUAUUUGCUGAAACAUAAAAGGCGUAGUUCCGUGAAGAGCUGAUCUUGUCUUCAGGAACAACCUGGUGCAGCACAAAUGACAUUUGAACAGCAGGAGUGCAGACCACUUCCUGUUUGCCAGAGUCGGCGUAACAUGAUCUCGCAUAUAACAUUGUCUCCAGAUUGUGCUGACAGUAGUGAUUUUGUAACAUAGCACAAUUGCAAUAACAUGUUAUAUUUAAACAUAUUUCUUGCAUAAUUCUUUGGAAGUUUUUUAAAGUUCAGUGUACCUAAUAAAGAUUUGCCUUUUGAAUA